Molecule: messenger RNA, 1942 nt
Organism: Oreochromis niloticus (Nile tilapia)
Lineage: Eukaryota; Metazoa; Chordata; Actinopteri; Cichliformes; Cichlidae
Product: interleukin-10 receptor subunit beta
Exons: 7
Coding region: 340-1140 (266 amino acids)
Biological process (GO): cytokine-mediated signaling pathway
Cellular component (GO): plasma membrane
Molecular function (GO): protein binding; cytokine receptor activity
Source: RefSeq, a predicted model, not a curated record
CACAGCUUCUACUGAUGUGUGAGGCUGGGCUCAUGCAGUGUAGGGUGACUGUUCAAUAACUGGUCAAUAACUGGUUAACAGUCGACCAGUGUGAGGCUUGGUGGUGCUUUAUGGUUUAAUGGUGGCGACAAUAGUUUUACAGGGAGUCAUUUAGAGUCGGUCAGCCUGGAUGAACCUGCAGGACUCUGCUGACUUCAUGACGAGGGUGGAGCCGAUGGAUCCGAGGUGCCGCCCCCUCAGAACGUCACCACGAAGACCUUGAACACCAACUACACGCUGAGCUGGGACUGGGCGCCGGGCGCUGCAGGGACCCACGCCGUCACCUUCACCACGCAAUAUAUGCUGAACCACCAGCUGAACAGGGAGCCUCCAAACUGGAUCACAGCGUGCAACCAGACGUCACACCGGUCAUGUGACCUCACACGGUUCAAGCUGUUAUUCUUGGGCGACUUCAUGCUCCGGGUGCGAGCCACCGUGGACGGGCGGCACUCGGAGUGGGCGCAGAAGGAGUUCUGCCCCUAUGAGGAGGCCUUCAUCGGUCCACCUGAUGUGACUCUUCAUGUCACUGGGACAUCUUUGGAAGUCAGCAUUAAAGACCCAUUGUUCAAGUAUUCAGAACUGAGGGAGGUGUACACCGUGGCCACCUAUAACAUCACCUACUGGAAGAGCAGCCCGAAGGAAGAGGUAAAAAAGAUCCUUGAAACGAGGCAGGACCGAGUGGUUCUUAGUAACCUGGACCCGAUGAGUGAGUACUGCGUCCAAGUCCAGAUCAUCUAUGACAUGAACCCCAGACCGGGCGAUUACAGCGACGUCGUCUGUGAGCACACCGGUGACGUGGAUGCAGCUCCGUGGGUGGCGGCCGUGGUGGCGUUUGUGGUCAUGGCCGCGGUGGUGGCUCUGGUGGUGACUCUGGUGGUCUACUGGACACGAAUCUCCAAGUUCCUGUGCCCAGAAGUCGUGCUGCCACCACACUUUAAAGAGUCUCUGCUGCCUGCCAACCCCUCCAUCUACCCGGUCUCGCUGCCCUCUGAACACUGCGACCAGGUCAGCAUCAUAGCAGACCACAGGACUGAGGAGAAGGAGGAGGAAGAGGAAGGAGGGUGCAGCACGCAGCCUGAUACCUCACAGGAUGGGGGAUAGGAGGAGCAGGAGGAGGUGGGAUGCACUUUAAAGACUCUGAAUCGGCCUCUGACUGUGAGGUUUUAGAGCUGUGAACUCUGCAGCAGUGAAGUGAUGAAGACGAGCAAGAACAGGUGAAGCCGGCCCAGGUGAAGCCGUUCCCACUGUCACAGGCUGCUGUUUAUGCUUUAAUAGUUUAUUCAUGUCAAUGUAAAUGUUUUAUUUUCUACUUUUUUAAAAAUGUUUUUACUGUUUUUUUUAAAUACCAUAGCAUAGUUUAUUUAUAUAGCACUUUAAAAACAGAACAUACCUGACCAAAGCGCUGUACAACAGAAAUAAUAAGAGGGACAAUAAGAAUAAUAAAUACAAUAAAUAACAAUAAUAAUACCAAUAAAAUAAUAGUGUCAGUUACCCACUGAGUCAAAGGCCAGCGAAUAAAAAUAGGUUUUUAACCUGGAUUUAAAAACCACCGCUGAUGUAGACGGCCUAAUGUGAAGAGGAAGAUCAUCCAAAGCUUCGGGGCCACAGUAGAGGACGCUCGGUCUCCUCUAAGUUUCAGCCGUGAUUUAGAGACUGAGAGCAACAGCUGACCAGAGUGGACGGGGGCGGGCAUAGCCUGCAGCAGAUCAGACAAAUAUACAGGCAACAGACCAUUUAAGGAUUUAAAUUCCAGUAAAAGGUUUUUAAAAUAGAUCCUAAAUUCAAUUGGAAGCCAGUGUAAGGAGGCCAGAACCGGAGUAAUGUGCUCAAAUUUUCUUUACCAGUUAAAAACCAUGCUGCACCAGUUGCAAGUGUGACACGCCCCACACUUGCAGUAGUCCAA